AUGGCACCAAUGACGCAUCAAUGGAAAAAAAUUCUUUAUGCUCCGCAGCCCCAUGAGGACAAUUAUGUCGACAAGACUUUCUUAGAGCAAUUGCGGACUAACGCUCAUGUCCAAGAGCACGACUACGGUGGCAUGGUCCGCUCGGCUGCGGCUAUCAUACAGCAGAUAAGCGCUAUUUUGAUUUUUUACUCGAUGUUUGAAUUUGUCCGGCAAGAUUUUGUAUCAACCGUGUUUCUGGGCGUAAUUGAUGUGACACUAGCAGUGACAGGCUUUGCAGUGCUUCGUACUCACCUCGAAGUACCAUUGUGCACAUGGGACACCAUAAACGCGUGCCUACUGUUCUGCGCUACGCUAUCACUGCUGUCACCUGUGCUACGGACGCUCACGAAAUCGUACGCGGACGACACGAUAUGGGUGCUGGCAACAUUUCUGGGUAUGCUGCACCUUCUCACCCACGAUUACAACUAUGUCAACUCAGGUAUCGGCCGCUUUAGUGGCACCAUCUCACUAAAUGCCGCCAUAUUCACGGCGGUGCUACUAGGCUCAAGACUGCAGUCAAAUGAGCAUGUUUUCGCUUUCGUGCUCCUUGCCAUUGAAGUCUUCGCCAUUUUCCCCAUCUUCCAACGCGAAGUCAAACGGUACUCAGAGCGGCUGCACUUGAUAACGACAGCCAUGAUACUUUUCCUCGCGCUGACGCUGACGUGGCAGAUUUCAGGCUUGCUAAGCGUACUCACGGGUGCCUUUGUCAUAUUCUUGGCUUUCGUGUGCCCACUCUGGUUCAUGCAUGUGCAAGAAUCUAAAAGUGAGAUUCUUGGACCUUGGGACAUCGCUCACAUCCAACCCGAGCAGUAG
Plasmopara halstedii is the source of this 852-nucleotide messenger RNA. Its product is annotated as phosphatidylinositol n-acetylglucosaminyltransferase subunit. The transcript has 8 exons. NCBI's taxonomy places the organism in Eukaryota, Oomycota, Peronosporomycetes, Peronosporales, Peronosporaceae. The record is from RefSeq and is a predicted model, not a curated record. Gene Ontology annotation, biological process: GPI anchor biosynthetic process. Bases 1 to 852 code for a protein of 283 amino acids. Gene Ontology annotation, cellular component: glycosylphosphatidylinositol-N-acetylglucosaminyltransferase (GPI-GnT) complex; membrane.